AUGACUUUUUUGUGUGCUUUUGUGGCCCUCCUGAGCCUCGCGGGCGUCACGAGUGGCCAACUGGCGUGGUCCCCCAUUAUGGUGGAGUCGGACAACCAAGUUGACCUGUUCACACGACAGGCCUCCGGCUGUCCGUGCCUCUGGCGCUCACAGCCAGAUUCCGCCGACACGGGAUGCGCCUGCUGCGUCCGCGGCGGAUGCCAGUGCGGAGAAAUCUCCACCGGAAGGUGUGUCCAAUGUGGCCUAGAGACCAACUGUCUCAACAUGUGCAACAUCACCCUCGACUCACGGGCGCUGCAGAACAGCAGCGGCCUCAGCUUCGGGCAGAUCAAGUCGCCCAUUCUCCAAGGCCCCGUCACCUGCAAGUACUAUCUGCGCCCCGUGGCGGGGCAGCGGGUGGAGCUGCAGGUGUACCGACUCGUGUCCGUGGGGCGCUUCACGGGGAGCCGCUGCGAGGGUGGAUCCCUGCACUUCGGGGAGUCCAUAGGCGGCACGGAGACCAGCCGGAGUGCUGAACUCUGUGGCGCCAACGAGCGGUAUUCGCCACCGGCCGUUCUCUUCUCCGAUGACGGAGCCACGACGCUCAUAUUCGAGAUCACCGAGAAGACGGUGAGGUCCCAGUUCCUGGCAUUCUUCAGCUUUACGUCCCUCAGCAAUCCUGUUGUGGGAUUCCAUCCGCGCGGCGGCACGAGAGUCACCUCGUCGGAAUGCGACUGGUCGUAUCACGAUGUCGCCUGCCUGACGCCGAGCUCGUGUGCCAUCGCCAGUCCAGGAUUCCCGGGAAUUUAUCCACCAGACAUGCUCUGUCGCUACCAUAUUGUCUCAUCCUCAGUGCACACAAAGGUCAAAAUCACCUUCACGUCGCUUCUGCUGCCCGAGAACUCUUGCGAAACACACCACUUGGCUCUCUAUCUGGGCAGCGUGGCUGAGGAGAAUCGCCUGGCGAAAAUCUGUGGCUCUGAGAAGAGAGAUCUGAUGUUCACCGGGCCAACACUCAUUCUGGUCUUCAGUGCUGGCAAUCAGAUUCCACCCUUUGACUACAACGGAUUCGCUGCAUCUCUGGAAUUCAUUGCUGCUCCUCAGACCACCACGACUCCCAUGCCACCGCCUGUGGUGCAUCCGCCUGUGUGGAAUCCGGCAAGUGGCCAGGAACCGCCAGGAGGUAUGUCGUGGUCUGGAUCGACGCCCAAGUUCACGCCCUGCGACAAAGUCAUCACAGAAUCGAAUGGGCGGUCAGGACACUUUGACACCAGAGGAAGACCUUUCGCGAACAACUGCAGGCUGAUCUUCAAGGGACGCUCCACGGAUAUUGUUCACAUUUCCCUAUUCAACUACCGGCUAAAGGCUCCGUCUUGUCGAUCUGUGAUCGAGAUCAUGGACGGAUCUUACGAUAGUCACAGGCGAUCCCUGCACAAAACCUGCUCGCCGUCAGUGAGACACGCUCGAGACUCAAAUGGCAUAUUCGUUCCGCCGCAAACCUUCAUCUCGUCUGGACCGCAGAUCAUCAUUGCGCUGAGAAGAUCCGCAGCGGCUGCAGAUCCCAACGAUGUGGAGUUCAUUGACGGCGCUUACAUGUUCCACGACGAGGAGCAAAGUGGGACUCUCCAGCCUGCCUCCCUGUGCGAUUCACAUCACUACGGCAUGAGCAGUCCGGAAUCUGGGACGGUGAGUGGACUGGGAAAUGAGCAUCUGUACUGGAAUGUGGAGGGAUCUCUCUCGUGUGCGCAUCACUUCAUCCCAGGAGCUAAUCAGAGUGUUACAGUGACGAUUGAGAGCCUUGAGAGGAUGAGUCUGAAGCCGCCUUGUGAGACUCUCUGCGGCGACAGUGGGUGUCACUGUAUCACGAGUGUGGCUCCUCUUGAAGAGAUUGACCAUCUCAAGCUUGUGGGUGAGGACGACCAGACGCUGAGUUGUCUCUGUGGCUCCUUUCGCUCAGAAUGGUUUCCCAUCUCACUUCGCACGUGGUCGCCGGUAAAGCUGGUGUACUCCGUCGCCCAGUACUCGUGGAACACCAAAGGGUUCCCCUUCAGGGCGACCUACACGUUCAACAAUGACGCCAUGUGUGGCCAGCGCACCUUCACCACCCACUCUGGCGAGCUCCACUCCCGCAAUUUUGCCGGGGUACCCUUUUCGCUCAAUUCCUUCUACCAUCAGCAGUGUACCUGGAUUCUGGACUCCAACGUGGAGCGACAGCUCUUCGUAGAGAUCACAUCAGAGCAGAGUCGCCCGUGCGGGGCGUGGAAUAUCAGUUUGCAUGAGUUUUCGCCCGCCGAAGAGGAGAACAAUCACGCCGGAGCGCUUCUCGAGCAAUUCUGCCCACGAGACAAGCACAAAGUCUUCACAAUGCCCUGGAAAUCCAGCACGGUGGUGGUCGUGAGGGUUCAAGCAAUGACACGAACGCCGCCAGUGUACGUGGUGCGAUGGCGAUCUCAGGUGGUUCGCAAUACGAGACUCGGCCCUCCAACUGCGGCGCCCAAUAAGACUUCGAAAGCUCAGCGGAUAGGCGGCAAAAUCAUCGAGAUUGCUGCUUGUGUCUUUGUCCACGUACUUCUCAAGCGCCAAUUAAUUUUUUAAGGACACCAUCAUCACCCUUUUUGCGUUUUGUCACACACCUUGGACAGGUUCAAGUCUAGUGAAAUUUACAAAGACCCCUUUCACGAGAGAACUUCACACACUUUAGGACUAUAAGAUGCAGAACCUCAUUGAAUAACACUUUACGAGAGAAGGAGCAACAAUAGGGAGAACUGUAGUCUAUUUUGUAGUGGUGAAUGGUGAGAGGCAAGCACACCGGCAAGGAGGUAAUUUAGCAUUAAUCAGGGGAUGAUGGGACGGAGCCAGAUAAUGUCUUGCGUUUUAAAGUGUAGGAAAGUGACAUAAAAAGCCAUAGUGUUGUGUGAGAAUUUCCCUGCUGCUAGUUGGUGGUUUUUCCUCUGUGUCUCUCCCAAAAAGAGAGAUUGGAAAAUUAGCGUGUCCCUCCGACAAGGAAAGAGAACAAUAUUUUGUGUAAAUUCCUUCCUCGGAAGAGAAGUAAAAGCAAGAAAAAAUCGUGAAAACCACCUUCAUAUCUCAACGUCCAGACUGCAAGUAAUUUGCAAGAAAAAAAAGAAUAACUUAAAGGGAGUAAUAAACUAAAUAGAUUAGAUGAGCAAAAAGUAACUUUAAAGAAAGGUAAGAAGAGAAAACAAUGUAACAAUUAGAGAAGCACUCGAUGUUUUAAGAGACACGCAAAGCGACAAAGAGAAUCCUUGUG
Messenger RNA from Phlebotomus argentipes, 3250 nucleotides. RefSeq lists its product as uncharacterized. Bases 1 to 2574 code for a protein of 857 amino acids. The record is from RefSeq and is a predicted model, not a curated record. NCBI's taxonomy places the organism in Eukaryota, Metazoa, Arthropoda, Insecta, Diptera, Psychodidae. The transcript has 8 exons. Gene Ontology annotation, cellular component: plasma membrane.